CCAUUAUCUCAUUAAUCAAGCAUGGGUUGGAACUUGGAACUUGGAAACCAAAACAAACAAGAAGCGGAAAAUUUUCUCCCUCGCAUCCUGUUCGAAUUUAAAAAAUAUUCCAUUUCCCGAUCUCUCUCUGUCCUCUCUAAAUUCUCUUCUAGCCAAAUCUGCAAAUAAAAAGUUUAGCGAGGGUUUCUAUUGCUCCCGUACAUCCGAAUUCGCUUGCUAUGGUCUGGUUUUGGCCUGUUACCGGAGGACGAGAUAACUGCCUACCUCUCCUAACGGCUAUCAGGAUACUCAUUGCCGCGGCGCUCUCGGCAACGAUGAACUGUUUCUUCAGCUGCUUUCGGAUUGCCCGUGGAGACGAUUCUCCUACGUCUGAUAGAUCCCACUAUCAAUCCGUCUCCAAUCAUGAAGCUGCGGUGCCAUGCAAUUGGAGUCAGUUUUCUUCAUUAUUCACCUUUGAUGAGAAAGAAAAUCAGCAUGGGGUGGAGGCCAUGGAAAAGGUGAAACAUGACAAAGUGAUUCCUGCGCAUGACCUGGAUAUUACAGAGCUCAAGGACCAGGCAAAAUUUUUCAAAGCUUGUGGGGCAUUACAGGACAUCCCUUUUGAAAUUAAAAUAUUUUCAAAGGAGUGUGAUGAUUCAUCAUCAUCUGACGCACCUUUUGGUAAUCAUAACCUGGUUUUACAGCCUCAUCAACCCGUGACUCCUUCCAAAAUUCAUGAUGAAUUUGCAGAGGGAUCAGUUUCUGCUACUGCCCUCACUCCUAUUAGUAGCUGUAUGAAUGAUGGAGAGAAGAGCAUAGAGAUUAAUGCCAAUCAAACUGAUGGUAAUAUAAAUCCAUUAGUUUCACCUGCAACUCUUCCUAGUUCAGCACGCAUCAAUAAAUCUGUUCGCUUCGAGGCUGACUCGUAUCCUUCAUUUACGGAAAAGACAUUUUCAUCCAAAUUUGGCCGCCUGAAAUCCCAUUUUUCACCCUUCCCUACCCCCUUGAAACUGACAGAUGACAUGCAAACUCCUGGCACUAUUUUCCCAGCACAGGCUAAAGGUGUGGCAAAUGGAAAAGUUUCUAAUGUCAGGUACCAAUAUGUGGUUUCUACCAUAAACCUGGCAGAUAAAGAAUCUCAAAUGAAGGAAUUGGUGGAUAAUGGGUCUACUUCCAUUCAAGGCUCUACUUCAAUGGAAAAAACCUUAAACUCAGGGAUUGACAGAGAAAUCACCACAUCAAAGAAGGAAUUGAAGUUGGAAACAAGUCAGCCUUCUUGGUGGAAACCACCUUUUAACCAAGAGGAUAAUAACCAUUUACAUUCAGGUGGAAUUGUUGGUGUUAGCGGAACUCCAGGCGAUGGCAGGCCUAUACUUGGGAUGGUUUCUGCUCACUGGUAUGAUAAUGACGCUUCAAACGUCUCACCUGAAUGGCGGGGCAGAAAUGGAAUUCCAAAUACGACUACCAAGUACAACGAGGAUCAGAAAAUUACUUGGCAUUCAACGCCUUUUGAGGAGAGAUUAGAGAAGGCACUAUAUGAUGAAACGCUUGUGUUACGGAGGAAGCAAUUAAGUGGUGGUGGACAGCCAAUCAGUUUUUUAAGCGAGAACGAAGGUUCAUGACCGAAAGCUGGCUUCAACUCAGGUUGGGGUUUUCCCUCCCUUAAAUAGCUAGGACUAGGAAGGAAGGAGGCUUCGAAUUUCGUUUGGAAUACAACAAGAGAAAAUGCAUUUUUCUUUUCGUAGUAGCUCUUUGAUACGCCCGCCUUCCUCAGUGGCAGAGCCCAACCAUGAACAGUCCAGAUUAUAACAAUUUCUAUUAAUCCCUGUAUCACGAAAGAACAAUAAAUUGUUAUCAUGGUUGAAGACUUGAAGAUGUUCACUUUUAUCUCGAUCAAUAAUCAGACUCCCUCGAGUCCCUGCUUUUAAUACUC
This is a messenger RNA of Cuscuta europaea, 1912 nucleotides long. NCBI's taxonomy places the organism in Eukaryota, Viridiplantae, Streptophyta, Magnoliopsida, Solanales, Convolvulaceae. The record is from the annotation of a GenBank genome assembly.